ACAGAAAAUAGGAACACCCUGUUAUCCAUUCAAAGUUUCAAACACCCUAAAGCCCCUUUAGGGUGAGAAAGGGGAAAGUUUCCCUUUUCCUCUUUCUCUCUAACUUAAUCUCUCCUCCUCCUCUACCCCUCCUACAUGCAUAUGUUUCUCAAUAAAUUACUAAUUAACUUGUUUCCACAAUCCUUAAUUAAUUAAUAACCUAAUUUCUAUGAGGAAGCUGUGCCCUAACCUUGACAAAGAAGAUGGCCUCGACACCGUCCUCGAGGUGCCAAUUCCUGAGGAAAUGUUCAACAGCAUGGGCAGCAACGCCAUGUUGCGUUGGGCAAACCUACGUUCUUUCAUGAAAGCUCAGUCCCACGUCGACAGGUCUUCAAAUGGUAAAUCCCAUUUCUCAUCACGAUCGAACAAUGAGUUCAUGGCCUUGCUUAAGCUUGUGGGCUCUCCUCUCAUUCCCCUCCAGGUUCACUGCGACAAUGCCCUUACCCGCCCCAUUAAAGAUUGCUCCAUCGAGGCUUCUACGGCAAAAUAUAUAGUGCAGCAAUAUGUAGCGGCGACUGGGGGACUGGCGGUAUUGAACUCGGUGAAUAGUAUGUACGCCGUGGGCGAGAUGAAGAUGGUGGGAUCGGAAAUGCGUCAAGGUGAUGACUCUGUGCAUGUGCAAACCAAAGGCAAUAGUGAGGUUGGAGGGUUUGUUCUAUGGCAAAAGAAUCCCGACUUGUGGUACUUGGAAUUGGUUGUUUCCGGCUUCAAGGUCAGCGCCGGAAGCGACGGCAAGGUUGCAUGGAAUCAAUCCGGCUCUCAACCUUGCCAUGCCAAUAAAGGCCCCCCAAGACCCCUCCGUCGCUUCUUUCAGGGAUUGGACCCUCGGAGCAUAGCAAACCUGUUCCUAGACGCAGUAUGCAUAGGGGAGAAAACCAUUAACAAAGAGGAAUCUUUCAUACUCAAGCUUGAGACCCCCACAGAGAUCCUACAAUCCCAAAGCACACCCCAGACGGAAAUUGUUCACCACACAAUAUGGGGCUACUUCAGCCAACGGACGGGGCUGCUCAUCCAAUUCGACGACACCAAGUUGGUCAAGAUGAAGUCAAGAUACGACAAUGUGUUUUGGGAAACGACGAUGGAGACGGUGAUCGGAGACUAUAGAUACGUGGACGGGAUCAACAUAGCACACGGCGGCAAGACGUCUGCCUUGCUGUUCAGGUACGGGCAUGCAUUUAACCAGAAGAGAAGGAUUGAGGAGACGUGGAAGAUUGAAGAGGUUGAUUUCAAUAUUUGUGGGUUGUCCAUGGAGUGCUUUCUGCCUCCUGCGGAUCUUAAGAGAGAAGACGUUGGGGAUCAACAAGAAGUGGGAGUGAGCUAGUACGUACGGCAUUGCGUUUUGUUCAAUUUAUUUUAUAGAAGCAAAGUAUAAAAUAGAAAGAAAGAACUGCAUGUACAUAUAGGUAAAACGCAAUCGGUCAAGAUUAAUCUAAUUUUGGUCUCCUCCAAUGAGAAAUUAAUUUUUUGUUGUUGGUGUGUGUCUCUGAUUACUAACCAGGCCUGAAAGCCGGGCUUGGGCUUGGGCUUUCCAUGUAAAAAGCCCAUGCAAAUGCUCAGGUUUCAAAGCCCAAAAGGGAAAAAACCCUAAUUCACACAAACCCCUAUUUAAGCUCUGCUUGACGCCUCUCAUUCCUCUCAGUUCUCAAUCACUCUCCUGCUUUCAAUACGAAUCCGAAUCAAAUUUCGUUGUUUGGUUUCUGCUUGGCUGCCUUGGUUCUUACUGGAUCUAGAUAUUGAGCAUCUGUUUUGGUAGUUAGGUUUUGAUUGUGUGUGCAUCUGUUUACCCGCUCCUUCCAUGCGAAAAAUCAAUGCUGGAGGAGCUAUAACGGAUGCGGAGAGCGAGAGGUUGGCUUACCAGCCCAUUGCAUAUAUAGGAUUGCUUUGGGGUCAAAUGGACCUACCGAAACUCACUUUCUUCUUCUUUGCAGAUUGAUUUUUGAUUUUCGAUUUUGUGUUUAUGUUGGUGGAGUCAAAUGGCAAGUGAUGAAUAAUCUUUUCCGCUUAUUGAUAUACUGAUUGUUUGUGUUGACAUAAACUCCGCUUAUUAUCUGAUGCCAUUUUCAAAAUUUUAUUUAUUUAUUUAUUUGUAAAUUACUAUCUGUUUAUUUGAUUUCUGGGCAACGCAUAUGAUGCUACAAACAACAUUCACUUAUACUACACACCGAAAUAAAUGUGGACAAAAUUACUCCGCUUAUUAUCUGAAGCAUUGCCCUGUUUUUCUUUUCUGUUGGCGUUGAUUUUGAGUCUUUAAGAAAAAUGUUCAAUGAUGAGGAAAAGCAGACGGGCGGACAGAAUCUGAUGCUAUGUAGAUUGUCUGCAACUUCCACUUGUGGAAUGGCUCUGAGGAU
This is a messenger RNA of Prunus mume (Japanese apricot), 2387 nucleotides long. RefSeq names its product DUF620 family protein (DUF620). Lineage: Eukaryota; Viridiplantae; Streptophyta; Magnoliopsida; Rosales; Rosaceae. The record is from RefSeq and is a predicted model, not a curated record.